Messenger RNA from Diceros bicornis minor, 2795 nucleotides. RefSeq names its product grainyhead like transcription factor 3 (gene GRHL3). The transcript is spliced from 16 exons. NCBI's taxonomy places the organism in Eukaryota, Metazoa, Chordata, Mammalia, Perissodactyla, Rhinocerotidae. Gene Ontology annotation, molecular function: DNA-binding transcription activator activity, RNA polymerase II-specific; RNA polymerase II cis-regulatory region sequence-specific DNA binding. Gene Ontology annotation, biological process: regulation of transcription by RNA polymerase II. The record is from RefSeq and is a predicted model, not a curated record. Gene Ontology annotation, cellular component: nucleus. Bases 184 to 1992 code for a protein of 602 amino acids.
AUAGCCAAUCAGCGCCAGCGCUGCCGGGAACCUACCUGUCAGCAAAAUCCCGACACUCAAACCUCAACAUAAAUCAAACACUUCCCUGGGCAGGGAAUGUCUGUGUCAGGCAAGAAUUAGAGACGAGCGGUCAGCAGAGUCUUGGUGCCGAUCCUUCAAGCCUGGGAGCCUGGGAGCAGGAAGAUGUCGAAUGAACUUGAUUUCAGGUCUGUGCGGCUGCUAAAGAACGACCCAGUCAACUUCCAGAAGUUCCCCUACGCCAAUGAGGAUGAGGCCUGGAAGACCUACCUGGAAAACCCCUUGACAGCUGCCACGAAGGCCAUGAUGAGAGUCAAUGGGGACGAUGACAGUGUUGCAGCCCUGAGCUUCCUCUACGAUUACUACAUGGGCCCCAAGGAGAAGCGGAUACUGUCCUCCAGCACUGGGGGCCGGAAUGACCAAGGAAAGAGGUUCUGCCACGGCAUGGAAUAUGAGGUGGACCUCGCCCCGCUUGAGAGCCCCACGCACCUCAUGAAAUUCCUGACGGAGAAUGUGUCUGGAGUCCCCGAGUACCCAGACGUGCUCAAGAAGAACAACCUGCUGAGCUUGGAGGGAGCCGCGCCCACCCUGGGCAAGGCAGCUCCCCUCCCCCCAGGCCCCAGCAAGCUGGAAGCGGGCUCUGUGGACAGCUACCUGCUGCCCACUGGCGAUGUGUAUGAUAAUGGCUCCCUCAACUCCUUGUUUGAGAGCAUUCAUGGGGUGCCGCCCACACAGCGCUGGCAGCCUGACAGCACCUUCAAAGAUGACCCACAGGAGUCGCUGCUCUUCCCAGAUAUCCUGAAAACAUCCCCGGAACCCCCAUGUCCAGAGGAUUAUCCCAGCCCCAAGAGUGACUUCGAGUACACCCUGGGCUCCCCUAAAGCCAUCCACAUCAAGUCAGGCGAGUCGCCCAUGGCCUACCUCAACAAAGGCCAGUUCUACCCGGUCACCCUGCGGACGCCCUCAGGCAGAAAAGGCCUUGCCUUGUCCUCUGACAAAGUCAAGAGCGUGGUGAUGGUCGUCUUCGACAACGAGAAGGUCCCAGUGGAGCAGCUGCGGUUCUGGAAGCACUGGCAUUCCCGGCAGCCCACCGCCAAGCAGCGGGUCAUCGACGUGGCCGACUGCAAAGAAAACUUCAACACCGUGCAACACAUCGAGGAGGUGGCCUAUAAUGCGCUGUCCUUCGUGUGGAACGUCAACGAGGAGGCCAAGGUGUUCAUUGGCAUCAACUGCCUCAGCACAGACUUCUCCUCGCAGAAGGGGGUGAAGGGUGUCCCCCUGAACCUGCAGAUCGACACCUAUGACUGUGGCUCGGGCCCCGAGCGCCUGGUGCAUCGCGCCGUCUGCCAGAUCAAGAUCUUUUGUGACAAGGGAGCAGAAAGGAAGAUGCGGGAUGAUGAGCGGAAGCAGUUCCGGAGGAAGGUCAAGUGCCCCGACUCCAGCAACAAUGGCAUCAAGGGCUGCCUGCUCUCCGGCUUCAGGGGUAAUGAGACCACCUACCUGCGGCCUGAGGCUGACCUGGAGACUCCGCCAGUGCUGUUCAUCCCCAACGUGCACUUCUCCAGCCUGCAGCGUCCUGGAGGGGCAGUGCCCUCGGCGGGACUCGGCGGCUCCAACAGGCUCCCUCUGAAGCGCACCUGCUCGCCCUUCGCUGAGGAGUUUGAGCCUCUGCCCUCCAAACAGGCCAAGGAAGAUGAUCUGCAGAGAGUUCUGUUGUACGUGCGGAGGGAGACUGAGGAGGUGUUUGAUGCCCUCAUGUUGAAGACUCCAGACCUGAAGGGGCUGAGGAAUGCGAUCUCUGAGAAGUAUGGGUUCCCUGAGGAGAACAUUCACAAAGUCUACAAGAAAUGCAAGCGGGGAAUCUUGGUCAACAUGGACAACAACAUCAUUCAGCAUUACAGCAACCACGUCGCCUUCCUGCUGGACAUGGGGGAGCUUGACGGCAAGAUUCAGAUCAUCCUUAAGGAGCUGUAAGGCCCGAGUGUCCACACCCUCAGACCCCCUGGGGGAGGCUCCAGGCAAGGAGCCAGCUGGGCAGAGGCCCCACGCCACACACAACCUCUCCUCAUGCCUCAGUGCCGUUACUUGAAUGCCUUCCCUGAGGGAAGAGGCCCUCGAGUCACAGCCCCACAGAUGUCAGGGCCAGGGCCAGACAUGGGAGGCGUCCUGAUCCGAACCUCCAUCUCACGCUUGAAUCCACUCUGCACUUCCGGCCAGCGCCUGUCCAGCCAGAGACGGUGGCAUCUUGGUCAACAUGCCCAACAAACUGUUUCCUCCUCAGAAGACCCUUUUCUGCAGUCGAUUUCCUGUGGGCUGCCUGUUCAGACGGCGGAAGCAGACCCACUCUUGAUUCUUCCAUCAACUUCAGACCAAGGAUUUCUCACCUUUUGGUCAGUUAACUUGAAAACUCUUGAUUUUCAGUGCAAAUAACUUUUAAAAGACACUAUAGUGGAAACACUCUCUUCCUCACGGACUUCCUAAAUGCAAGAUGUAAAUAAUAGAGCUGAUCAACUAGAACAAAGUGGCCGCUGUGUAAACGACCGCCAGGCCCGCUCACUGUUGUAUACAUUUCUUAUUUACAGUUUUCAUUUAUGUUAUAUAUAUAUAAGUAUAUAUUGUAUAUAUAUGCAACAUUUUAUAUUUUUCAUGGAUACAUUUUUAUCAUUUCAAAAAAUGUGUAUUUCACAUUCCUUGGAUUAUUUUUUUUAGCUGUUAUUCAAUUAUGCAUUUUGUUUACUGCUAUGGUAUUUAGUAAUAAAAUUCCACCUAUGUAUUAC